CCCCGCGCCCGGCGCUCGCUGUCGGCCGGCCGGCCUCUCGGGCGCGGUGACCGGGCUGCGGGGGCCGCGGGGCGACGAGGGGCGGCGGGGGGCGGCAGCGGGCGGCGCGAUGCGGCCCGUGGACGCGGACGAGGAGCGGGAGCCCGAGCAGGACUGGGAGAGGUGCCUCAGCCCCGCACUGCACGCUGUCCGCCGGGACGUCACCGCCCUCGAGCGCGAGCACGUGCGCGCGCACCUGAGAGCCCGCCGGAAGCUGCUGGAGAUCGAGAGCCUGCUGGACGAAAUCAAGAGCGAGGUGGAGGCCUCGGAGGAGAGCGCCCUGGACCCCGCCCGCAGCCCGGGCGCCGAGGCGGAGGAGCGGGUGAUGAAGCUGUGUGAGAAGGUGGAGAAAAAGGCGGUGGAGGCCGCGCUGAUGGGGAAGCGGAUCGUGGAGCUCCACCAGCUGAUAGACAGCUACGAGUGUUACUGAAGGAUGCGGGGACAGGUUAUCCGCUGACGGGCUCUGCGCGGCUGGUAAGGAGGACUGACCGCUUGGAGAGGCUGAAACCACGAGUCUGUCUCUCUCUCCUGUUUUUCUGUCCGCGUUUUCAUCAUAGUAAACGCGCCAUCUCCAGUACCAUUCUGGCAGAUGAAUUCAGUAUUAUAUUGUCAUAUGUGGAUUAUGAUUGUUAGGUGUAUUCAGCUUGGAAAAGACAGUUUAGAUGCAUUUUACUUUUUAUUAAAUGCUCUUACAUAAACAAAGAGAAGGAAAAAACAGGACCUAGAUGUAAGCUGCUGUGUGGUCAUAUUUGUUACUGUGGCUCUUGUAUUUUUAAAGUUUGCAAGUAUACCUUGUGCUUUGCUAUUUUUUUAUGCUUCCUGGAAUUUGGGCCCCCCGAGGUCAGAGUUCUGCAAGAGACAAGACGCACCUUGGCUGCAGCUGCUGAAGCAAGAACCCAUCCCGCAGGGGAGGGUGUGGAGGCCUCUUUGGAUCCGACUGGGACGGCCCAGAGGACAGUCCGGCGCGGAGGAUGGUGGUGAAUGAAUUUAGGGACAGUGCACUCUGUCAGAUCAGAGGAAAAAAGCUGUGGUUAUUUUUUUUUUCUUUUUUUCAGAAAUGUAAUUUUUCUGUGUCAUGUUAAUUGGUGCACAUCAUGUAACCUGUCUGGUGAGUAACCUAGGAUAGGGGAUGUAUUCUAGUUACUACAUGUACUUGCUGACUUUUAUAUAAUAGUCACGUGUUUUAGGGGCUUCUCUGC
This is a messenger RNA of Pteronotus mesoamericanus, 1238 nucleotides long. RefSeq names its product Morf4 family associated protein 1 like 2 (gene MRFAP1L2). Lineage: Eukaryota; Metazoa; Chordata; Mammalia; Chiroptera; Mormoopidae. The record is from RefSeq and is a predicted model, not a curated record. The transcript is spliced from 2 exons. Bases 110 to 469 code for a protein of 119 amino acids.